AUGAAAGUAAGGCGACUCAGCAGGAAGGCAUCAAAAAAAAAACGAUCUAAGUCAACGUUCGAUCUAAGUGGCUUGAGCAAAGUACUCAAGCGUACACCAUUAACAAGAAAAGGGUCACAUCAAUGUCAAGAUGGCUUACCACCUUGCCAUUCAUCAUCUCAAGAUGAUUCUUCCGUUGCUGUGCCUGCCAAAGGUCGUAUCGUACAUAUGGUAGGCGUAUUUCAGAGUACUCCUAGUACAUCAGUUUCAUAUUCCGAUGAAAGUAAUAAUGGAGCUAUCACCACUGUAGCUAAUAACAUGUCAGGACAUCUUGAUGAACCCAGAAUAUACCGUCAGUUUACCAAUUCAUCUGGCACAACGGAACAAGAAGAUUUUACAAGUGAAGAAUUAGAAGAAUUCGUACAAGCAUUCAAAAUGUUUGAUAAAGAUGGAAAUGGUACGAUGAAUAUCAAAGAAUUAGGUGUAGCUAUGCGUACACUUGGCUUGAAUCCGACUGAGGAAGAACUUUUAAAUAUUGUUAAUGAAUAUGAUGUAGAUGGCAACGGAAAAAUUGACUUUUUUGAAUUUUGCAAAAUGAUGAAAGAAAUGAAUAAGGAAACAGAUCAAGAAUUGAUACGAUUGGCUUUCAAAGUGUUUGAUAAAGAUGGUAAUGGAUAUAUUACUGCUCAAGAAUUCAAACAUUUUAUGACAACAAUGGGUGAAAAAUUUAGCGAAGAAGAAGUGGAUGAAAUAAUUAGGGAAGUAGAUAAAGAUGGCGAUGAGCAGAUUAAUUAUGAAGAAUUUGUUCAAAUGAUCGCUCCAAUUGUUGAUAGUGCCAAAGAUGAUCCAUUCGGUGAGCCACCAAAAAAAUAA
Thelazia callipaeda (thelaziosis nematode) is the source of this 852-nucleotide messenger RNA. NCBI's taxonomy places the organism in Eukaryota, Metazoa, Nematoda, Chromadorea, Rhabditida, Thelaziidae. The record is from the annotation of a GenBank genome assembly.